This is a messenger RNA of Lathyrus oleraceus (garden pea), 1305 nucleotides long. RefSeq lists its product as uncharacterized. Gene Ontology annotation, molecular function: catalytic activity. The coding region runs from base 117 to 1076 and encodes 319 amino acids. The record is from RefSeq and is a predicted model, not a curated record. The transcript is spliced from 3 exons. Lineage: Eukaryota; Viridiplantae; Streptophyta; Magnoliopsida; Fabales; Fabaceae.
ACUUUUUUUUCCUAUCCCUCCUUCUACUACUAGCAUUCUCCAUUAUUCAAGUAUCAUCACUGCAUCAAAACGUGCUUCUAAACUUUCUUUACAUUUUCUCUCAGAAAGAGUCAUUCAUGGACGGAAUAGAACACAGAACAGUUGAAGUAAAUGGAAUCAAAAUGCAUAUCGCUGAGAAAGGAAAAGAAGGACCGGUUGUUUUGUUCCUUCACGGCUUCCCUGAACUCUGGUACUCAUGGCGCCACCAGAUUGCUGCUCUCGGCUCACUCGGUUACCGUGCGGUGGCUCCGGAUCUCCGUGGCUACGGGGACACCGAAGUCCCUGCUUCAAUAAGUAGUUACACGGGGUUUCAUAUAGUAGGUGACAUCGUUGCUCUCAUCGAUUCACUCGGUGUUGAACAAGUGUUCCUUGUAGGUCAUGACAUGGGUGCAAUCAUUGGUUGGUAUCUAUGCAUGUUUCGCCCCGAAAGAAUCAAAGCCUAUGUGUGUCUCAGUGUUCCCUUCCUCCGUAGAAACCCCAAAAUCAAGACAGUUGAUGCUAUGCGUGCUGUUUACGGUGACGAUUAUUAUAUCUGCAGAUUUCAGGAACCAGGUAAAAUGGAAUCUGAGAUGGCUGAAGUUGGUACUGCAUAUGUGCUGAAAAAUAUCCUCACAACACGGAAAACUGGUCCUCCAAUAUUCCCAAAGGGAGAAUAUGGAACCGGAUUCAACCCGGAUACCCCUGAUACUCUACCCUCUUGGCUCACAGAAGAUGAUCUUGCUUAUUAUGUCUCCAAAUUUGAGAAAACGGGCUUCACUGGAGGAUUAAACUAUUAUAGAAACUUUAAUUUAAAUUGGGAACUCACGGCACCAUGGAGUGGAGUCCAGAUCAAGGUGCCGGUGAAAUUCAUUACAGGUGAGUUAGACAUGAUAUACACCUCGUUUAACACGAAGGAGUAUAUACAUGGGGGAGGUUUCAAGGAAGAUGUGCCCAAUUUGAAGGAAGUGAUUGUGCAGAAAGGUGUGGCUCACUUCAAUAACGAGGAAGCAGUAGAGGAGAUCAGUAAUCACAUCUAUGAAUUUAUCAAGAAGUUCUGAGAAGAUAUGUGAAUGAAAUAAUCAUGCCGCUAAGCCUAUCUCUUGAUUCUUAGUAGUUGCAUGUGUGUUUGCUUAAAAUAAUUGUUCACCUGUACUCUAUCGACAAGAUACUGGAUCUACCUUUCUAGUUUAAAAUAGAUCUCCCACGGGGUCACUAAAAUAUUUUGUCUAUAUACUGGUAAAGUAAUAAUGCAGGACAUAUAUGACACUACCAGAUAUUUAGUUUUAA